Messenger RNA from Carcharodon carcharias (great white shark), 3613 nucleotides. RefSeq names its product aarF domain containing kinase 1 (gene adck1). Gene Ontology annotation, molecular function: ATP binding; protein kinase activity. The record is from RefSeq and is a predicted model, not a curated record. Gene Ontology annotation, cellular component: mitochondrial inner membrane. The transcript is spliced from 11 exons. Lineage: Eukaryota; Metazoa; Chordata; Chondrichthyes; Lamniformes; Lamnidae. Gene Ontology annotation, biological process: protein phosphorylation; lipid homeostasis; mitochondrion organization. Bases 174 to 1736 code for a protein of 520 amino acids.
UCUAGCCUGUCCCUAUUGAAACAAAGGGGAAGGUCUGCCGGGUGUGACUACAAGUCCCAGCGGACUUUGCGCUCUUCGGAUGCACCAUCGUUAUCACAGGACGGGGGUGGGAGAUCUCAAGUGUCAGAGGGCGAAGGUGACUAGACACAGUAAUCGUGAUCUUGGGUCCUGGCAUGGCGAAAUGGUUCCUGAGGCUUGGAGCAGUAAUUACAGGAGGGUUAGCAUUGUCUGAUUUAUAUGUUGCAACCCAUGUGGACCCUAAUGAUGUUGCAUUUGUUCGAAUUGUACGAGCUGUGGCCACUACUGCAGUCAUCAGUUUUGACUACAUGACCUCACUCAAAAGGACAGAGUAUGGGACGGAAGAAUACGAGACUGUCAAAUCACAGGUCCAUCGUCGCUCUGCUGAACGCUUGCUCAACCUUUGCUGCGCCAACAGGGGCACGUUCAUCAAAGUGGGCCAACAUCUGGGAGGCUUGGACUACCUGUUACCUGAAGAGUACACCAGCACACUGAAGAUUCUACAUAGUAAAGCCCCACAGAGCAGUCUGCAAGACAUCCAGCAGGUCGUUGAGGAAGACCUCGGCAAAGGGAUUCAUGAGCUAUUUGUCAGCUUUGAAGAAACUCCACUGGGUGCAGCAUCCUGGGCCCAAGUCCACAAGGCAGUGUUACAUGAUGGAAGCACAGUGGCAGUCAAAGUCCAGCAUCCAAAAGUUCGGGAUCAAUGUGCCCAGGACAUCAUUUUAAUGGAGACUCUAGUUCAAGGCGUGUCAUGGAUGUUCCCCGACUUCAGUUUUGCUUGGCUGGUUGAUGAAGCAAAGAAAAACACUCCACUAGAACUGGACUUCCUGAAAGAGGGCCACAAUACAGAGGAGGUGGCUAACAUGCUCAAGCACUUUCACUUUCUUAAGGUCCCUAAAAUUCAUUGGGAACUGUCAACCAGUCGUGUCCUGACCAUGGAGUUUAUGGAAGGCGGUCAAGUAAAUGACAGAGAGUACAUGAAGAAAAAUGGCAUUGACGUGAAUGAGAUUUCUCGAAAUCUUGGGAAGCUGUACAGUGAAAUGAUCUUUGUAAAUGGCUUCGUGCAUUGUGACCCACAUCCUGGCAACGUGCUGGUGAGAAAGUCCACACAAACUAACAAGGCUGAAAUCGUGUUGCUGGACCAUGGAUUGUAUCAGAACUUGACAGAGGAGUUCCGUCUCGACUAUUGUCACCUGUGGCAUUCUCUGAUUAGAACCGACAUGAAAGGCAUUGAGAUGUACAGCAAGCGUCUGGGAGCCGGAGACUUAUAUCCACUCUUUGCCUGCAUGCUAACAGCCAGAUCCUGGGCUUCUAUAACCAAAGGAAUUGACCAAAUGCCCGUCUCCAAGACUGAGGACAUGGAGAUUAGAGUAAAUGCAGUUAAGUAUCUACCUCGCAUCAACGAACUGCUGAAUAAGGUCCCUCGCCAAAUGCUUCUGCUCCUAAAGACUAAUGACCUCCUUCGGGGGAUUGAAACAUCACUCCAGACCCGAGCCAGUGCUACUUACUUUAUCAACAUGUCACGUUGCUGUGUCAGAGCUUUAUCCAGGUACGAGAGGGAUAAGUGUAAAUCCUGGUACGGGAAGCUGAAAAUCUCCUGGGCCAAAACUCUUGAUCUUUGGCAGAUCAACCUGUACGAGGUCUUGCUCUGGAUUAAAGCGUCGUUGUUGGGGAGUUGGAUUGCUGGCAUCCUGGGCUAUGAUCAUCCUCUGCAAUGAAGCCGCUCUCUGACAAAGAAAAGACCAUUAAUAUUUAUUCUUGGGUUUUCUAUUCUUCUGCUGCACUUAAUGACCAUUUUGGCCAGCCUAAAGCUUCCUAUGUGCUGUGAGAUUGUAGCAGGCCAGGCCCUAAUUAACUUAUGGACUUGCUAGAGUUUCUUUCCUCUCGUUGUUAAAGGUUGAACUCAUUAUCAUAUUUCCAACCAUUUACUCGCGACGCUUGUUGUGUUGAAUCAGUCAUGUAGCACUCCACUGCCCCUCCCACACCCCUCUGCCCUGUAAGCAUUAGAAAUCCAAUUCUGGGAUCUAUCUGAAUAAAAUGAUGCCCUCUGAUGGUUGUCCCAUCCAUGUCUGAACAUGACCAUCAAGCUCUGCUGAUGGCUCAGCUCCCUUGAACUUAGAAGAUUAAGGGGCAAUUGAAUUGAGGCAUUCAGGAUGAAGGAGUUGAUGGUAGAUGAAAACUUUCUUCUGGUUGGUGAGGGUGGGAUAGGUGAGGGGGUUGGGCAGAGUGGCGCUGUGGGGGAGUCCAGAACCAGUGGGUCAUUCAAGGGUGAUGUCAGGAAGCACUUCUUCACACAAUGGCUAGUAGAAAUCUGGAACUCUCCCUCCACCCAGGAUGGGGAAUCAGUUGUAAGUGUCAAAACGGAGCUCAAGCUCAAUUUUUGUUAGGCAAGGGUCAUGGAAACAAGGUGGGUAGGUGGGAUUAAGAUACAGAUCAGCUGUAAAAACAAACAAAAAAACGUUGGGAAUACUCAGCAGGUCAGGCAGCAUCUGUGGAGAGAAACACAGUUAGCGUUUCAGGUUGAGGUGACCUUUCUUCAGAAUUGAAGAAAGAUAGAAAUGUAAGAGCUUUUAAAAACAGGGUAAGUGAUGGGGGCAGGGGCGAGUGGGCAGGAGGCAGAAAGAACAAAAGGCAAGCUCUGUGAUAAAGUAAAGGGCAGGGAGGAUUCAAUAACAAAAAUUUCAUGGGUGUAAUGUUGGAAAUGCAGCAGCCAGUUUGUGCACAGCAAGCUCCCACAAACAGCAAUGUGGCAACAACCAGUUAAUCUGAUUUUUAGUGAUAUUGACUGAGGGAUAAAUAUUGUUAGUCAUUCCAGGAAUAACAACCCUGCGCUUCUUCAAAAUAGUGCCAUGAGAUCCUUUACAUGCACCUGAGUGGCAGGCAGCAGCUCAGUUUAACACCUCAUCUGAAAGUCAGCACUGUCUGACAGUGUAGCACCCCUUUAGUGCCAGCCUAGAUUUUUGUGUUCAAGCCUCUGGAAUGGGACUUGAACCCACAAUGUUCUGCCUCAGAGGCACAAGUGCUACCAGCUGAACAUCAACCUUCAAUCUUAUUGCUCCUAGUGGUGAACAAAUUUUGCAAUUCCACUUUGUUGCGAGCAACCACGUCCAACUGACCCACUCCUUUUACUUCAGUAUUCACAACGUUACACCUUUUCUUGGGUCUGCCUGAUUUUUUUCGUUGGAGUUUACUUUUCUAACAGUCUCGAGCGAGACAAAUUUAGAGUUUUCUCAGGAGAUGUCCAACCCAUCCCCACUUUCCCUAUCUUAUUUGCGAAUCCAUUCUCUCCUCCCAGUCUUAGCCCCCGUGGUUCCUCAUUCCCGAUGGUUUCUGGCCGGCAAAUGUCCAAAAUUAUUUAUCCUGACAAAUGUGUGUUCCUUGUUUGCUAAGGUCCUGGUUCCUCCAUUCUAUGCAAAGGCACUGAUUUUGGCAUUGGUGUUAAAAAUGCAAUGUUUGGUCUUUUGAGAUAAUGUUUGGGAUUCAGAUGGGAUCAUUUGACAACUUGGCAGUGGCUUUCUUCAAAAGAAUUAAGUUCACUCCUAUGUGUGAGGCAUUUUUUUCUUCAUGGCCAGAUUAAACUGCUUGAUGUUCCAUA